AUGCCGCCCACCCCGCACCGCAUGCAAUCGCAGUCGCAGUCGCAUUCCUCGUCGCAACCCACGGCCUCGUACGGCUACGACCAGCAACAGCAUCAGCAGCAAUCGUCUUAUUCCAACUCCCAACCGGCGCCCAGCUACGCGCAGAGCUUCCCGAAUGGGCCGGUGUCCAACCCCGGCUACGCGCGCAGCUUCGGCCAGCACGCCAUGAAGCAGUCACGAGGAGGAUAUGCCGACGAGGCGCAGAUAUACACUGCCGUCUACUCCGGCGUCUCCGUCUAUGAAUUGGAAGUGGGCUCAGUGGCCGUCAUGCGCCGCCGAUCCGACGGCUGGUUGAAUGCCACCCAAAUCUUAAAGGUCGCGGGUGUUGAUAAAGGUAAGCGAACAAAAGUGCUAGAGAAGGAGAUUCUCACGGGCGAGCACGAAAAGGUGCAGGGCGGUUAUGGCAAGUAUCAGGGGACGUGGAUUAGUUAUCGUCGAGGAAGGGAGUUUUGCAGGCAAUAUGGGGUGGAGGACAUCCUUCGCCCACUGUUGGACUACGAUGUCAGUGCGGAUGGAUCCAGUGGUCCUGGAACACAGGAAACACCGACCAAGGAACAGGCAAUGGCGGCCCAGCGCAAGAAAUUCUACAACAACAACAACACUUCCAACACUUCCAUGGACCCUCGAUCCACCGCGCCCAAUGGAACCUUCUUCUCCAAUAUUUCUCCAACCACCAGUGUAGCUCUGGCUGCCAUGAACAAAGCUGCUCGUCUCAAUUCACCCCGACCGCGACCAUCGAACAUGCGCCGCGAAUCACAAAAUGACCUCUCUGCGAGUCAAGAGGACAAUUACAACGGAGAGCCUCCUCGAAAAAGAAUGCGUCCGGAUAGUCAAGACAUGGGACCUCCAGACCUACCAUACGACACCUCCAUGCGCUCCUUGACACCCACCGAACCGAAUGAAAGCUUCCUCUAUGAGCAUGCCCUGAUGCAGGACUCGGUCAAUAACGCCGGCGAACCCAUUGCACUACCACCCCUCCCAAGCCCCACAACCGAUGAACAGCAAGAAAAGAUGAACUUGAUUCUCGACCUCUUCGCAGAGCAAGGGAAUCGUACCGACUAUGCCGCACAUCCCGCCCUGCAACAGCUGCAAAACGAAGACUUCAACAUGCCUCUGGAUGCUUCUGCGAACAACGCCCUCCACUGGGCGGCCACACUCGCGAAGAUUCCACUCUUGAAACUGCUCAUCCAAAAGGGUGCCAGUAUCUGGCGAGGAAACGCCGCUGGCCAGUCUCCGUUGAUAUCCGCUGUGCUGGUGAACAACUGCUGGGAGCAGGCCUCCUUUCCGGAAGUACUCGAACUUCUCGGCCCGCUGAUUGAAGUGCGGGAUGUCCAAGGUCGGACCAUUCUCCAUCACAUCGCUGUAAGCUCCGGCAUCAAAGGAAGGUCGGGAAGUGCAAAGUACUACCUCGAAGCUCUGUUGGAAUUUCUUGUCCGAAUCGGCACAGGCCAUCAAAACGAACAGAUCAACGGUGAAGGGGAUGAACUCAUCGGAAGGGGACCUGUGAGCCUGGUGAGAUUUCUUUCCCAUAUUGUGAAUGCUAGAGAUAAGGCUGGAAAUACAGCGCUCAAUCUAGUCGCGAGGAUUGGGAAUCGCAGCAUCAUUCAGCAGCUCGUGGAGAUUCAUGCCGACCCUGGAUUGGUCAACAACAAAGGCGUCUGUGCUAGGGACUUUCACCCGGACAUUGGUGGUAUCAGCACUCAGCAAAGUGGUGCGAUAUCGAGCCAGCAAAGUGUUGCYCCUCCUGCCAGGAUGGUUGAGGAUGACGAAGACAAGACACCGAAGACUGGAUUGUCGGCCAGUCAGAGCGAAGACUUGAAUGUUGAAUUGCAAUCAAUGCUGGCGUCUCUCUUUGGAGAGAAUCUAGCUCUGCAGAAGGAUCUCCUUGCGAGACGCACUGCGAGGAUUGAUGAGCUCAAUGCUGAGAUUCGGAACUUGUCCGCACAGCAACGAGAGGAGAGGGAGGAGUUUGAACGGAAGCGAGAAAAGGUCAAGAUGAGGAGUGAGGCGAGAGCGAAAGUGAAGAAUCUCCGGAGGGAAGUCGAAGGCAUUAAAAGGAAUAGACGCACGUCUUCGCAUUCCACGAAAAUUGACCUCGAUCCUGAGGAAUUGGAGAAGGGCUCCGCGGGACUCAUUGCCGCGAGGGUCAGAGCUUUUGCGCGACAGAAUGCUGAGCUGGAACACCAUGCUGCACAACUGAGAAGUCGAAGUACGGAGCUCGAGGCGCUGUACAGGAGAGUCGUGGCAAAGUGUACAGGUGUGAGGGAGGGGGAUGUUGAAAGGAAUCUUGAAGGGUUGGUGGCUGCUGUUGAGAGUGAGAAUUGGGUCGGCGAGGACGGAAGGGAUGUAGGAAGGGUGAGAGAGUUCUUGAGACGUGUUGGCGAUGGAGAUGGACWAGGGCAGGGCGAGGAAGGUGUUGUGCUCGAGGUAAAUCCCACCGUGGUCAGAGCAGCGAUGGAAGGGAGGCGGUAG
Molecule: messenger RNA, 2511 nt
Organism: Ramularia collo-cygni
Lineage: Eukaryota; Fungi; Ascomycota; Dothideomycetes; Mycosphaerellales; Mycosphaerellaceae
Product: related to transcription factor
Exons: 2
Coding region: 1-2511 (836 amino acids)
Cellular component (GO): SBF transcription complex; MBF transcription complex
Molecular function (GO): DNA binding; transcription coactivator activity; protein binding
Source: RefSeq, a predicted model, not a curated record